Messenger RNA from Gorilla gorilla gorilla (western lowland gorilla), 2878 nucleotides. It is a transcript of the gene SLC32A1, whose product is annotated as solute carrier family 32 member 1. Gene Ontology annotation, molecular function: L-amino acid transmembrane transporter activity. Lineage: Eukaryota; Metazoa; Chordata; Mammalia; Primates; Hominidae. Bases 567 to 2144 code for a protein of 525 amino acids. Gene Ontology annotation, biological process: amino acid transmembrane transport. Gene Ontology annotation, cellular component: vacuolar membrane. The transcript is spliced from 2 exons. The record is from RefSeq and is a predicted model, not a curated record.
CUGCCCUCGGCGCUCCCUCUUUCACGCGCUCCCUCCCGCCUUCUUCCCAAGGGCGCCCUUCUUCUGCCCCCAGCUCACGUCUGAAUCCCUCGGCGCCCCCUUUCUCUUCUCCUAGCCCCUUCCCUACGUCCCCUGCCGCCGGGUAUUUCCUCUCUCCAGUCCCCCACCCCCGCACCGCCUGAUUCCGAGGGGCGGGAGCGCAUUGGGCUGCGCACGGGUGGGGGCGCCGCGCCAGCUUCGCGUAGCUGCUCUGACGCCGCUGCCGCCGCCGCCGCCGCCGCCGCCGCCGCCCUCCGCAGCCCAGCCCGCGCCCCGCGGCAGCUCCGCAGUGCACUAGCCACCACCGCCGCCGCCGCCGCUCCGCCAGACCUGCUGCCAGCUUGCCCGGUCCAGCCCUGAGAGAGCCUCGAACGCCAGCUGCGAGGGUCAUGAGCCAGAGAGCCCCGGGGCGGCGGGCGGAGAGCAAGCGGAGAUAGCGACUUUGCGCCCCCCAGCCCUCGCCGUCUUGCAUCGCGUUCCCCGCAUCCUCGGGUCCUUCUGUCCUUUCCGCUGUCCCCACCGCCGCCAUGGCCACCUUGCUCCGCAGCAAGCUGUCCAACGUGGCCACGUCCGUGUCCAACAAGUCCCAGGCCAAGAUGAGCGGCAUGUUCGCCAGGAUGGGUUUUCAGGCGGCCACGGAUGAGGAGGCGGUGGGCUUCGCGCAUUGCGACGACCUCGACUUUGAGCACCGCCAGGGCCUGCAGAUGGACAUCCUGAAAGCCGAGGGAGAGCCCUGCGGGGACGAGGGCCCUGAAGCGCCCGUCGAGGGAGACAUCCAUUAUCAGCGAGGCAGCGGAGCUCCUCUGCCGCCCUCCGGCUCCAAGGACCAGGUGGGAGGUGGUGGCGAGUUCGGGGGCCACGACAAGCCCAAAAUCACGGCGUGGGAGGCAGGCUGGAACGUGACCAACGCCAUCCAGGGCAUGUUCGUGCUGGGCCUACCCUACGCCAUCCUGCACGGCGGCUACCUGGGGUUGUUUCUCAUCAUCUUCGCCGCCGUUGUGUGCUGCUACACCGGCAAGAUCCUCAUCGCGUGCCUGUACGAGGAGAAUGAAGACGGCGAGGUGGUGCGCGUGCGGGACUCGUACGUGGCCAUAGCUAACGCCUGCUGCGCCCCGCGCUUCCCAACGCUGGGCGGCCGAGUGGUGAACGUAGCACAGAUCAUCGAGCUGGUGAUGACGUGCAUCCUGUACGUGGUGGUGAGUGGCAACCUCAUGUACAACAGCUUCCCGGGGCUGCCCGUGUCGCAGAAGUCCUGGUCCAUUAUCGCCACGGCCGUGCUGCUGCCUUGCGCCUUCCUUAAGAACCUCAAGGCCGUGUCCAAGUUCAGUCUGCUGUGCACUCUGGCCCACUUCGUCAUCAAUAUCCUGGUCAUAGCCUACUGUCUAUCGCGGGCGCGCGACUGGGCCUGGGAGAAGGUCAAGUUCUACAUCGACGUCAAGAAGUUCCCCAUCUCCAUUGGCAUCAUCGUGUUCAGCUACACGUCUCAGAUCUUCCUGCCUUCGCUGGAGGGCAAUAUGCAGCAGCCCAGCGAGUUCCACUGCAUGAUGAACUGGACGCACAUCGCAGCCUGCGUGCUCAAGGGCCUCUUCGCGCUCGUCGCCUACCUCACCUGGGCCGACGAGACCAAGGAGGUCAUCACGGAUAACCUGCCCGGCUCCAUCCGCGCCGUGGUCAACAUCUUUCUGGUGGCCAAGGCGCUGUUGUCCUAUCCUCUGCCAUUCUUUGCCGCUGUCGAGGUGCUGGAGAAGUCGCUCUUCCAGGAAGGCAGCCGCGCCUUUUUCCCGGCCUGCUACGGCGGCGACGGGCGCCUGAAGUCCUGGGGGCUGACGCUGCGCUGCGCGCUCGUCGUCUUCACGCUGCUCAUGGCCAUUUAUGUGCCGCACUUCGCGCUGCUCAUGGGCCUCACCGGCAGCCUCACGGGCGCCGGCCUCUGUUUCUUGCUGCCCAGCCUCUUUCACCUGCGCCUGCUCUGGCGCAAGCUGCUGUGGCACCAAGUCUUCUUCGACGUCGCCAUCUUCGUCAUCGGCGGCAUCUGCAGCGUGUCCGGCUUCGUGCACUCCCUCGAGGGCCUCAUCGAGGCCUACCGAACCAACGCGGAGGACUAGGGCUCAAGGGCGAGCCCCCGCCGCGCUUCUGCGCUCUCUCCCUUCUCCCCUCACCCCGCCCCCACCAGCCCAGUGCGCCCUGCCGCCGCGCUUGGGAAGCCAAGCUUUAAACAUCUCUGGUUCCUAGUUUCUGAUUAUUCGGGGAUGGGGGGGAUGGGAGGGGAUAGGGAUUCACGAUCCAUCGCGUCUGCGUUUCUGUUGUCCUUUCUUUUCCACAACACCCUGGUUUUGGGGGGAGGCGGGGUGCAUUUGCGGGCAGGGUUCUCUGUCCUUCCAAGUGGGGCCCCGACACUUUGGUUCCAGUCAUCGAGGGGGUUGGGAAGGGAGGGAGAGGGGGCGCAGCUCGCAGGCGUGGCAAUUUGACCUUGGGGGAAUAUUUCACAUCCAUCCAGAGCUCGGAAUCUACAGCGUCCAGCCAUUUCCAGCAAGAGCGCUUCCCAUUCCGGAGACGUUUCAACCCUGCAGCGGGAAAGGCUGACUGGGAAAUCCAUUUUGGGUGGGCGAUUUCCUUCAACGAAGCCGGGAGGCGAGAAGCCGCGGCGGGGCCAGCUUGCCUGCCGGUUUUCAGGAAUCUAAACUCUCAUCUUGUGCAAUUUAUCAGGUGUGGAACUGUUCUACUGUGCGUGUGGUGUGCUCGUGGUGAAUAAGAUGAAAUGUAUAUCAGAAAAAAAAUCUAUCUCUAAUUUAGAGUGCGGUACAUAAUUAUAUCCGCAAAUAAAGAAGAGACAAAGGCU